CUAUUUCUCUGAAUGCCCCCAAGCAAAACCCGGCAUUGGAACCCAACACAUUGUCAACCAAACUCAUGUUUCAUUAAAUUUGUUGUCUGUUCUAAAAUUAAUUAUUUUGUAUUUCUUUGACAAUUCUUGGACUUAUCAUCAUUCGAUUAACCAUGACCCACAAUUCACAAGUCUCCAAGUAUCAACCUAAGACGAGCAGGAUGAUGAUGGCGUAUAAAAAACUGGACUUUCCCGAGUUUGCGGAGCUUCGCAAAGCUGGAGAAUUCCGUCGCCCGGACGUCGUUCCGUUGCUGGCGAGCUCGGCUGACCUUGAGCGCGAGAUGGCCGCGUUUUGUCAAAAGAGAGCGGAUUCGAUUGCGGUGAAGAUAGAGAAAUACUUGAGAGAGUGUUUUCUCGACAGGAAAUUUAACACUCUUUCCGUCGAUGAGCUUUUUGUUGCUCUGAAAGAGACGAACGUUCACCCGGAGGCGAGAAAGAUUUUGUUGGACGAAAGUCUUCCCAAACGGCAUCCUCGGAUCAAGAUCGACGCCAAGGGUCGCUUAUCGUACAUUCCGCCAUACAAAAUUACUGCCCUCACCGACAUGGUGGCCAUGAUUAAAGAUAUGUCGAGCAGGUUGGAAGGUCUAUUCGAAGAUGACAUUCACGAUUCCACCAAGCUGAGCGAUUCAAUCAUUCGGGAAUUGCACGACUCUGACCAAGUCUUCGCCAUAAAUCGUUGGGACGGCAAGGUGACAUUUUUCCACUCGAACGCCCAUCCAUCCUCCACCACCAACGAUUUGCCCCCAUUCAACGUGGAAACGGAACUCGUCAACAUUUUCAAAUCCAUCGACGUCACCCGACUGGAUCCCGACAUUCAUAUUGAACGUUAUUUGGAACGUGUCGGACUGAAACCACUCAAAUCGGAGAGGAAACCGUUUCCCCAACCGAAGAAGAAGGUCGUGGUCAAGGUAGAAAUCAAGAAGAAGGCGAAGCCCCUCGUCCUACGACACAAUCAACACGUCGAGGCCGGCGUGAUGAAGCGUUUCGACGAAAAUGGUGUCCAAGACGAGGAGGAGGAAGGUGGCGACGACGAUGAUGUCGAAUAUUUGCCACCACCGGAAGUUAAGAAGACGAAGAAAUCCGUCUUGAACGAGGAAACACCACCAAAAAAACGUCGUCGUCCGGUAUCCGUUAAAGAGGAAAAGUUACCCAAAAAACGUCCGGGUCGUCCCGUUCAGGACGACGAUGAAUGUCUGCCACAGCCGGAAAUCAAGAAGAAGAAGACGCCCGUGAAGGACAAAACUCUGCCCAAAAAACUUCCGGAUCGUCCCGUUCAAGACGAAGAGCAAGAUCUGCCAGAGCCGGAAAUCAAGAAAAAGAAGAAAUCCGUGAAGGAGGAAGCUCCAGCCAAAAAACGUUCGGGUCGUCCCGUUCAAGACGAAGAGCAAGAUCUGCCAGAGCCGGAAAUCAAGAAGAAGAAGAAACCCGUGAAGGAGAAAACUUCGCCCAAAAAACUUCGGGGUCGCCCCGUCCAAGACGAAAAGGAAGAAGAUCUGCCACAACCGGAAGUUAAGACGAAGAAAUCUGUGAAGGAAAAAACACCACCCAAAAAACAGCGGGGUCGUCCCGCAUCCGUGAAGGAGGAGGCUCCGCCCAAAAAAAGUCGGGGUCGUCCCCCAUCCCGCAAGAAGUCGAGAGUAGACACUCCAGAAAAUGAUUAAAUUGAAUUGUUUUAUUUCUUAUGAGCAUCAUCGUUAUUAAAAAAAUAUGAAUAUAAAAUUUGCACUUAAAAAAUAAAUCUGGCAGAAAUAAUAAUGCACUUUAAUUUUGAAGGAUCAGAAAUUUAGUCAAAGCUAAUUAAUUGUUUGUUAUAAACUUGUUGUGCUAUCUAGUUUCAAAUAAAUUGAGCAAAUUGUAAAAAAAACA
Molecule: messenger RNA, 1905 nt
Organism: Folsomia candida
Lineage: Eukaryota; Metazoa; Arthropoda; Collembola; Entomobryomorpha; Isotomidae
Product: triadin
Exons: 6
Coding region: 153-1700 (515 amino acids)
Molecular function (GO): DNA binding
Source: RefSeq, a predicted model, not a curated record